AAUAAUGUAGACGACAUGAUAAUGCAUUAGUACAAGUAGAUAAAAAAGUAAUACACCACAACGCUUUAACUACUUGGUGAAUUGCUUUUUCAGUUCUUCAGUUCUUGAAUUACGAUCGAUCUUUCAUUUGCAUGUGAAUUGCUUUUUCAAUUCUUCAGUUCUUGAAUUACGAUCGAUCUUUCAUUUGCAUACACAUACUUUUGAAAUGGGAGAUGCAUUUGUUUCAGCCCUUGUGAAAGAGCUGACGAGUAGACUGACUUCUGAAGCCAUCAAAGAGUUUGGCCUACUUUGGGGGUUUCAGGGCGAUGUUUUAGCUCUCAAGGAUGAUUUCGACAUGAUCUUAGCUGUUCUUCAAGAUGCAGAAGAGAAACGCAGCAAAGCAGAGGCUGUAAAGUUGUGGCUUCAGCGCCUCAGAUCUGCAUCCUUGGAGGUAGAAAAUGUGUUGGACGAGAUCUCAACUGAAGCUUUGCUACAACGUCUAUACAAACAAAGAGGCAUGAAACACAGGGUAAGUGCCUUCUUCUCCUCCGAUCAUAAUCCGCUUAUGUUCCGUGUUAGAAUUGCUCACAAAGUCAAAGCCAUAAGAAGAAAACUGGAUGCGAUUGUAUCCAACGGAUCUAGGUUGGGUUUGACCCCUGCUGCACUAAGUGAUGUAGAUGUGGACGUUGCGGAUGAGAUGCCAGAUAGGGAAACGAGCUCGUUUAUGGAUGAUUCUUCAAUCGUCUUUGGAAGAGAUGAAGAGAUGGAGAUGGUGACUAAAGCGAUAUGUGACCAAGAUGUCGGAAAAUGUGACGAUGGUGAGGUUCCGGUGUAUUCUAUAUGGGGUAUGGGAGGUCUGGGAAAGACCACUUUAGCUCAGCUAGUUUAUAACCAUGAAAGGGUGAAGCAAUGUUUCGAGUUAAAAUGCUGGAUCUAUGUUUCUGAAAAGUUCCAGGUUAAGGAGAUAAUGAGAAAAAUCAUCACAUCCUUAGAAAAACAAGAGUGUACACUCACACCUCUAGAUGUGUUGCAAGAGUCCCUUCAAAACAAGCUAGGGGGAAAGAAAUUUUUGGUUGUACUAGAUGACGUUUGGGUUGAAGAUGAUGAAAAUGAAAAAAGCAUGUGGGAGGAGCUAAGAAAAACAUUAAGGUGUGGGGCAGAUGGGAGUAUUGUUGUGAUGACUACACGAUCCCAGGCAUCUAGUCAAAUGUUUAGUAAGGUUCCGAAGUUACAACAUAAACUGGGAUGUUUAUCAGGAGACGACUCGUGGUUACUAUUCAAGAAGUAUGCAUUUGCACAGGGAAGAGAGAGGAACGACAUAAGUGAACUAGAGCCUAUUGGAAGAGAGAUAGUUGAGAAAUGUAAAGGACUACCUCUAGCAGUGAAGACCUUGGGUAGCUUAAUGUGGUCGAAAAGUAGUACAAGCGAUUGGCUACAUGUGAAAGACAACAACAUAUGGGAUUUGGAUGAAGUUAAAGUCGUGCCUGCUAUUUUGAAGUUAAGCUAUGAUAAACUGCUUCCACAUUUAAAAAGAUGUUUUGCUUAUUGUUGUUUGUUUCCUAAAGGUUGUGAAAUGGAAAAGGAUGUAGUGAUUUGGUUGUGGGUUGUCAAUGGUUUCAUUCCACCUAGAGGAGGAAAAGACUUAUAUAUGCUUGGGGAAGAAAUUCUUAACUGCCUUGUUUGGAGGUCAUUCUUGCAGGUUGCUAAACUUGACGUUUGGAGUGGUAUUUAUAAAAUGCAUGAUCUGAUGCAUGACAUGGCACAUGAUGUGAUGGGACAUGAUUGCUUAGUUAUAGAGGGUGCAAGUAACAAGGUUGAAACACCAAAUGGGGUGCUUCAUUUGAGCUCAUCAUGCCCCGUUCAAUUUUCAUAUGAGGUUUUAGGAAAGUUAACAUCGUUAAGGUCAAUAUUCAUGUUCAGGCGGGAAGAGGAUGAAUGUAGCAAAAUUUUCAUGCAAGCUUAUGUAAGGGUAUUACAUUUGGAUGGUAUUGGGUUAAGGAAAUUCCCUGAAUCAGUUUGCAAACUCAAACAUCUAAAAUACUUGAAUUUAUCAAAUUCAAGUAUAGAAGUUUUACCCGAGUCGAUUAUGUAUCUCCAAAACUUGCAAUACUUGAACUUAUCAGGUUCAUGCAUUAAAGUUUUACCUAAGUCGAUUAUGUAUCUCCAAAACUUGCAAUACUUGAAUUUAUCAUACUCAAAUACACAAGUUUUGCCUGAGGGGAUUAUUAAUCUCCAAAACUUGCAAACGCUGCAUUUGUAUAAUUGUUAUUCGCUGCGUAAGUUGCCUAAAGGCCUGAGUUACAUGAGAAAUCUUCAUUGUUUGGACACCCGUGGUAAUUCACUUGAACAUUUUCCGGUAGGAAUCAAAGAACUAACCAGUCUACGAAUACUUACAAAGUUUCCUGUUGGUAAAGAGAAUGGUGCCAAAAUAGGGGAACUGGGGGAUUUAAAUCUACUUGAGGGCAGGUUGUCCUUAGAAGGGCUUGAGAAUGUUGAAAGUUUAGGAGAAGCCAAGAGUGCCAAACUUGAAUGUAAAAGAAAUCUAUUGGAUUUGAAGUUGUGUUGGUCUACAUAUAUGCAACCAGAAGAGCGUGUAGAUGAAGAGGUUCUCGAGGGACUAGAACCAAAUCCGAGUCUCAAGAAAUUGACAAUAUAUGGUUACAUGGGAAUGAUUAUUUCUCCCAGUUGGUUGGUGAAUUUAAAAAAUUUGCUUGAAAUUGAAAUUUCUGGGUGUAAGUGUUGUGAGCAUAUUCCAACACUUGGGAGAUUACCCAAUCUUAGGGUCAUUAAGUUGAGGUACAUGGAUUCUUUUAAGUGUUUCCUUGAUGACGACACAAACAUGUUAGGAGAUACAGCCAAUAUGUUUCUUUUUGUAGAAGAAUUACACAUCAAAGACUGUCGGAGUUUGGUUUCCUUGCCAAGUAACCUUCCAAAACUCAAGGUUUUAAACUUAGAGUACUGCGAUGCUUUAGUUUCUCUUCCGGAUGAGAUUCAGAGUUUCAAGGAUUUGAAACGACUUACUAUAACAGGCUGUAAACAAUUAGAGGAAAGGUAUAAAAAGGAUAGCGGUGUAGAAUGGCCUAAAAUUUCUCACAUUCCCCAUGUCAAAAUUCCUCAUUCUUUGUAAUAUCCGUAUCGGAACCUCCAACAGGAAAACAAACAGAGAUUUGUGUGAUCAAAGUCAAUGCAAAGGUUACAACGCGGUGCUAUCAGUUGCGUCAAAGUUCUUCGAGUUCAAACGAUGUAUUUUAGAAGCCGUCUAUGGUGGAAAAGUUAUCCAAAGACCGUCCUCGCAUCCCACCUUUAGAAUUUGAGGCUAGUUUAAAAAUCAACAAAGAACAAAGAGUAUCAAAUCCAGCAGGUGUUCGCCUUUUCGAUUAAAGACUUGUUGGAUCUGCACAGCUAUUGUGGUUUGCGGGCCGGGGGUAAAGGAGAGGGAGGUGUUUCAUGUUAUUAUUAUUAUCAUCACCAUCUCCUGUUGGCGAAUCUGAAAAGCGUGGAAUGAAUUCAUAUUCUCCAACAACGAGAUGAGCACUGAAGACAUUAUUGCGGACGUGAAGACACUUGGGUUCCUUUGGUACAAGAAUCAGUCUAAAAGCAAAGCGAUGUCAUGGUCUAAUUGGUGUACUUUCAGGCUGAUGUAACUUUUUUACUGCUACUGUCCCUGUUUUCUUUGGGGUGGUUGUCUCUGUUGUUGCUGUGUAUUUAUUAAUAGAAGUUAUCUUUAAAAAAA
Helianthus annuus (common sunflower) is the source of this 3712-nucleotide messenger RNA. RefSeq names its product putative disease resistance protein RGA3. The transcript is spliced from 4 exons. Lineage: Eukaryota; Viridiplantae; Streptophyta; Magnoliopsida; Asterales; Asteraceae. Bases 206 to 3106 code for a protein of 966 amino acids. Gene Ontology annotation, biological process: defense response to other organism. The record is from RefSeq and is a predicted model, not a curated record. Gene Ontology annotation, molecular function: protein binding; ADP binding.